Messenger RNA from Scylla paramamosain (green mud crab), 2289 nucleotides. Its product is annotated as adenine DNA glycosylase-like. Gene Ontology annotation, cellular component: nucleus. Gene Ontology annotation, molecular function: adenine/guanine mispair binding; purine-specific mismatch base pair DNA N-glycosylase activity; 8-oxo-7,8-dihydroguanine DNA N-glycosylase activity. The record is from RefSeq and is a predicted model, not a curated record. The transcript is spliced from 11 exons. Gene Ontology annotation, biological process: mismatch repair; base-excision repair. The coding region runs from base 157 to 1584 and encodes 475 amino acids. NCBI's taxonomy places the organism in Eukaryota, Metazoa, Arthropoda, Malacostraca, Decapoda, Portunidae.
CAGUUAUUUAUCAUCAGUCAUCUCAUAUAUCAACAUGUAUCCUUCGGCACUGUCUCGUGGCUCUCGAUUCCCGCCUUCUAUCUGGCUGCCCAGUGCCCAGUGCCGUCCUGUCUGUGAGGUGAAGCAAGUGGUCAUUUGUGCAUAUCAUUUUCAGCCAUGGGGAAGCCUAAGGUGAAGCCAGUCACAUCCCUUAUAGGUCCUCUGCACAACUUCACAGGGGAAGAGGUGGCCACCCUGAGAAGCCACCUCCUAGCCUGGUAUGAUGCCAACCACAGGGUGUUGCCGUGGCGCACCAUUGCCGCCACUGAGCCCAACCCUCACAGGAGAGCCUAUGCUGUCUGGAUCUCAGAGAUAAUGCUGCAGCAGACCCAGGUGAGCACGGUGGUGAGCUACUUUGAGAAGUGGAUGUCCAGGUGGCCCACAGUGGAGGACUUGGCACAGGCAACCCUGGAGGAGGUGAACCAGGCAUGGUCUGGCCUGGGCUACUACUCCAGGGUGCGCAGGCUGCAUGAGGGCGCUGUCAAGGUGGUUGAGAAACUGAAGGGAAAGUUUCCAAGUGACAGGGAUGGUCUGGUGGAGGAACUGCCAGGGGUUGGCCAGUACUCAGGCAGUGCCAUCGCAUCCAUCGCUCUGGGCCAGGCUGUCGGGGUAGUGGAUGGCAACGUGAACAGGGUCUUGGCUCGUGUCAGGGGGAUUGGCAUGGAUAUCUCAGCUCCUACAACUGUGGCACACAUGUGGGCUUUGGCAGAUGAGAUUGUUGAUGCAGAGAGACCAGGGGACUUCAACCAGGCGAUGAUGGAACUUGGGGCCACCGUCUGCACACCAAAGGCUCCAAAAUGCAGCUCAUGCCCCCUGCGCUCUCUAUGUGUGGCUCAGCAAAGAUCAGGGUGUGUGCAGCAGAGGAGCUCCAUCAAGAAUCACUUCCAGCAGCAUAAGGAAAGUGCAGAGGAGGAGACGUCCGCUAUACCAGAUAUAGAAUGUGUGGCUGGGUGUGACUUUUGUCUCCAGAAAGAAGACUGGGAUGAAAGUCUUGGUGUGCAGAAUUACCCAGUUAAGGGACGAAAGACAAAGCAGAGGGAGGAGACGACAGCAGUGGUGAUUUUGAAGUGUGAGGACGGCAGGAUGUUACUGGUGCAGCGUCCCAAGGGAGGCUUGUUGGCCAGCUUGUGGGAGUUUCCACACAUUGCACUCACUGAGGAAAGCGAGGAGCACUGGGAGAAGACUGUAGGUGGGCAGGUAACGGAGCUUUUUGGCGUCCUUGAAUCUGACGCUGCAUCCAGAACAUUUAUUGCUGAUGUCACUCAUAUUUUCUCUCACAUCCGACAGACAUACAGAGUGUAUAAAAUCCGUGUGGCCAGCGAGAGAGGUGUCUGCUGGCCGGAGAGAUACCAGGGAGGGCAGUGGAUGACUAGGGAACAAUUUCUUUCAUCUGCCACCUCAACAGCCAUGAAGAAGGUCCUGAAGGCUGUGGAAGCUCAGGAGGGUAAAAGCAAGGACAAGAAAAGCAAGAAGUCUUCUGCAGACCAGCCCAGCAAGAAACAGAAGACAAUUUCCCAAUUCUUCUCAACUGUUGCCAAGAAGUAGAGGAAAUUCCAUCCAGUAAAUCUUUUCUUUCCCCAACAGCUGGCCACCUACAGACAGAGGUGGCACCUAAAGAGAGCUAGAAUGCAUCGUCCCUGUACUUUGGCGUUUAGAAAGGUAAAUGUAAGGGUUUGUUGGUGAAAGGGUGAGGCAAUUCUCCUGCCUUCUCAUGUGGCUCACAGAAUUACAGACUGUGUUGGCACCCAGAGAUUGGUAGAAUGCAUUUUAUGACCCUAUACUUUGUUAGAAAGGUAAAUAUAGGGAUGCAUUGAUGAAGGGGAGAGACUGUUCUCACCCCCUCACUCUUGUGUCACCUAAAGAUUGGCAGAAUGCAUCAUCCCUAUACUGUGACUAUUGAAAAAGUAGAUAUAGGAGUGUGUGUCAGUGAAGGGGUGAGGCCUCCCUCCUACCCUCUCUUUUGUGACCUCCCAUCACUCUGUUCCUGCCUGUGGUAUGGGCAGCCAAGGGAUGUGCUGUAAUACAUGUCUUCGUAUUCUCAGUGUGUUGUGAGAGGCAACUUGGCAGGGAUGAGGUGGAGGGCUGUGGACCCUUCCCUUGGCAUGGUCCCUUUUAUGAAAAGUACAAUUUUUUAUACAUACCUCAUUUAUACUAAUUCAUGCUCAAAUUGAGGGGAGUUUUUAUACAAGCUAAAUAUUUUACGAACGGUAUUACUGUAAUUUAACUGAAUAUAUUUUAUGAGAAACUUAC